This is a messenger RNA of Rotaria sp. Silwood2, 975 nucleotides long. NCBI's taxonomy places the organism in Eukaryota, Metazoa, Rotifera, Eurotatoria, Philodinida, Philodinidae. The record is from the annotation of a GenBank genome assembly.
AUGGCUCACAUAACGGAGAACAUUGUUACUUAUGACUACGUUGUCAUUGGUGGGGGUACAAGUGGUGCGGUUGCAGCUCGACGCUUGGCAGAAGGAGAUACAAACUCUAAUGUGUGUCUUAUCGAGGCUGGUCCGAGUCACGAAGAAAUUGUUGAUGGUCGUAUGCCUGGUAGUUGGGCUUUACACCCAGAAAGAUCGCACGACUGGAACUAUGAUACUGUUCCUCAGAAAGGUUGCAAUAAUCGUAUUAUAUAUGCUCUGCGUGCUCGUUUUCUCGGUGGAUGUAGUGCAAUCAAUGGUACAUUGCUUAUUCGUGGUGCUAAAGCGGAUUAUGAUCGCAUUGCAGCCAUGGGAAAUCCAGGAUGGAGUUGGGAAGAAAUGCUGCCAUAUUUCAAGGCAUCUGAGACGUUUCAUCCAGCUGAAUGGCACCAAGCAGACUUUGCUGUUCAUGGUACUAGUGGACCACUGCAUACUGAGCCAUAUCCUCUUGCACCUAUCUCUGAAAAAGUUCUGGAAUCCUUCAUUGACAGCGGCUUUGAGUACAAGCCAGAUAUGUUUGCGCAGGGUGACUAUGAAGGUGUUGGACAUGUUGUACGUACAGUUUACAAGGGUAUUCGAAGUACGAGUGCGGACUUUGUUCAUCAUUACGAUACAAAAAACCUUACAGUCCAAACAGGUGUCUAUGUUGAUCGGAUCAUUCUGGAAGAAAAUAAUAUAAAUAACAAAGAAAAUCGUGACUACAAGGCAGUUGGUGUGGAAGCACACUACGAUGCAAAUGGUCAACCGAUAAUCAUCAAAGCAAGAAAGGAAAUUAUUCUAAGUGCUGGUGCCUACAAUUCUCCGACGAUCUUAAUGCAUUCUGGUAUUGGUCCAGCAGAACACCUAGUUGAAAUGGGCAUCAGUUGUAAGAUCGACUUGCAAGGUGUAGGAAGAAAUCUUCAAGAUCAUACGAUUGUAUGGAGUUUUUUAGCUUAA